AUGGCACUUGUACCCAAUUCGCACAUGCGCUGGUUCCGUGCCACAUUAGCUCUGAACCGUGUAUAUAUUCUAUCGGCACGCAAUGUCUCGAAUCUAUCACUUGAUACUGAGCGGGCACUUAUCAUCAUUCCUUCAAGGAAAGCGAGAAGAAGCACCGCGAAGGCUUCCCUACAGCCCUUAUUAUUGGAUAGGAUCGUUUUAAGGGAUCUAGAAAUGUUUCGACUAUUACGAUACGACACACACUGCGCAGUACAAGCGGAGCUGAUUACAAUCACUGGCUUCGAUUUUAAAUCUCCUCUUUUGACGACCUUAUUUUUUGGGAGAUGUAGACCUCGAUUGCCCCUUCAGUGGAACCUUCAGCAUUGUGCCAGCUUGGCUGUCACGGCUGGGAAGUACCUCCAAUUAACAGGCAUCAGCAUCUUUGCGCAGCCCAUCACAGGGAGAGAUGAAAAUGAAGUGUACGGAACGCUGAGUAAAGAUACGAUAAACCUUUGGUAUUUAGAAAAUUGCACCUUUGGAAGAAGCUUUGAAGCAAGAAACAAGCCUCUGGGCAAAGUUAUGUUGUUAAAUAAAGGUUGGGCGAUUUCCUUGGAGCCACAGUUGAAAACCGUGAAAGUUGAAGCCGCCUGA
Molecule: messenger RNA, 630 nt
Organism: Lindgomyces ingoldianus
Lineage: Eukaryota; Fungi; Ascomycota; Dothideomycetes; Pleosporales; Lindgomycetaceae
Exons: 11
Coding region: 1-630 (209 amino acids)
Source: RefSeq, a predicted model, not a curated record